AACAUUUUGGCGAAAAUCCUACUAAAAUCGGUACCGCCGUUUCAAAGAUAAUCAAUGUUGAACCUCUGCAUUUGCACCUGUGAAAACGAUCGAUAAUCCUUGAUAAUGUCACUUCCGGUUUAAAUGCAAUCAAGUUCAGUGACGUCACAAGUGUGUCUCGCUUCCAUCAAGUGAUAGGCGGAUAAUGUCAGAAAGCGUUGUUUCGGCUAAUUCUGAUUGUUCCUUAGAGGAAGAAUUGUUAGAACUUUCUUGUGGAUCAUCAAGUUUUGAUGAGGAUUCAUUGCUGUGCAAUAAUACAGAAAAUGUGGGAGUAGAACCCUUUCGUUUUGAGCCCUACGUUAGUGAACCCUCAGACGAAGAAGAAUCUACCACUAACGAUGCGGGACUCGAGGAAGCAAACCGUUUGCAUACUAUUGAUUGGUGCAAGUGUGGAAAUUGUUCUGUAAUGCCCACUGCCCAGGAAUCUGUCUGCUGCCAUGAGGUGGAAAAUAUUAAGUCCAUUUUUGAGGAAGACCAAGGCAUUACCUGUAUAACUAGCCACCCUGGAUUUGCACCAGCCUGUUUAAACAAAUAUGUCCUCCAAAUAGCGUAUUACCAAUAUAAACAGCAGUAUGGGGAAAAUAUUGAAGAUUCUUCAGAAAAAUACAGAUAUACAGCCUAUAGACAAUUAGCAAGGUGGGCGUGGGGGUAUCUUGGAAAAAAGAUCCGAGUUGUUUUACCAUCAUGUGCUGUGAAUUGUAUCCGAAACACUUUUCCAACUAAUUCUGAAAAUUACACUGGAUUUAAACAACAAUAA
Saccostrea cuccullata (small rock oyster) is the source of this 796-nucleotide messenger RNA. RefSeq names its product P2X purinoceptor 7-like. The transcript has 3 exons. The record is from RefSeq and is a predicted model, not a curated record. Lineage: Eukaryota; Metazoa; Mollusca; Bivalvia; Ostreida; Ostreidae. The coding region runs from base 185 to 796 and encodes 203 amino acids.